AAAAUAUUCAUGUCGAGAUACCUUCGUCGGUGAUUGACAACCAUUUCUUCCGGCGGUACCCCUUCGGCUCAAUGAAUAUUGAGGGCCAGCACGAGUGUGUCCAUCGAUGAUUCGACAUUUUAAAGGCCCCUUCGAACGGUGUUAACAUCAUAUUCGGAUGAACCGGCAGGAUCACGAUCAGUUAGCCGACUAUAAUUAACGCUAUUCUACGAGUCUUGAUGCCACCAACCGUUGCCCCGUACCGACGUCCUUCCGCCUAUUGCAGUCGGUUGAACACCGGAACUACGUCGUCGCAUUCUAAUGGCCAUCGAGUCCUAUAAAACCAGUCAAAUUCAUCGUUGGAUUCCCUAGAGUCGUUCUACAUCGUAGCACUUCAUCCAGCCCUUCCCAAAGAUGUUCAAAAUCUUCGCCCUUGCAGCUCUCGCCGCCGCACUUCCCGCUUUCGUGAAAGCUCAGUCUGCCGUGUACGGCCAAUGCGGUGGUAUCGGAUGGACUGGUGCGACGACUUGUGUGGCCGGAUCGACGUGCACUGUCCUCAAUGCUUAUUACUCUCAGUGCCUUCCGGGUUCGGCAGCACCUACUACCAGCACUAUUGCUGCUCCCACUGCCACCCCCACUUCCACCACUGCCACUGCCACUGCCACUGCUUCCAAAACCUGUCUGGCGAAGAGGACUGCGGCCGCUUCCGUGUAGAGGGCAAGAAAUAGGCUCCGGUUUGCAAUGAGUGAAAGCUAGUAUAGUUGAAAAUACAGAAUAUUUGGUGGCCGC
Guyanagaster necrorhizus is the source of this 768-nucleotide messenger RNA. RefSeq lists its product as uncharacterized. Bases 394 to 693 code for a protein of 99 amino acids. Gene Ontology annotation, biological process: carbohydrate metabolic process. Lineage: Eukaryota; Fungi; Basidiomycota; Agaricomycetes; Agaricales; Physalacriaceae. The record is from RefSeq and is a predicted model, not a curated record. Gene Ontology annotation, molecular function: cellulose binding. Gene Ontology annotation, cellular component: extracellular region. The transcript has 3 exons.